CUUCUCAUUUCUCACCUCCCUUGAUCAGAAUAGUAAUAGCCUGUACACUUCCUGUGUAUGUAUAACACCAUGGGUCUUUGUACAGGAUAGUGUUACAUUGUCUCCAGACCCACACAAGGCCAGGGCAAUACAGUGUAUGGAGAGACUUGGACAGAUUAGGAGGAAAGAUCAGACGUCAGGGCUCUUAUGGCUCGCUUCAACACAGGAGGAGGCAGCCCCAUGGAGGGAGGGGUUCACCCUAAACUGGCAUCCCACUCCAGCCUCUCCACUAGUUCCCCUCUCUUAGCCAAGCUAGCUGCCCUGGAGAAGAGCCGAUCAGGAGGAGCCCUGACCACCACUAACUCCCCUGCAACUAAGCCUGUGUUUCAGAAGAAAUUUGAGACCGCAGCCAGAGAAGAUGUAGGAACCUUGUUCCCCAAACCCCAGUCCUUCAAAUCCAGGCCUGUGGAGACCAUCAGGGACACAGAGUCUUCAGGGCCUGAGUCCUCUUUCACAAUACCUCCUCUGAAAAGACCUGUCAACACAGCCUUUCCGGACAACAAGGUCAAACUGGCUCCGGCCUCAGGCUCAGCCAAACCUCCGUGGGUAAAGGACAGUGAGUCAGAAAACACCCCUACACUCCCUAAACUGCCCUUAGCCCUCAAACCAAAGAUCUCCAUCUCAUCACUGCAGUCCAACCUUGACCAAGAGACCCCGAAGGAACAUCCAACACCAUCCACCCCCAAAUUGUGCCCGAUCUCCAUGUCCAAAUUCCUUCCACCCCACACCCAGCAGAACUCCCUCUCUAGACAGGAAAGUGAAGCAAGCCUCCCAACUUUGAACUCUAGCAAAUGUAUGCCCCCCGAACCUCCUCUCACUCUGAAACCCAACUUCCUGACAGCGCAAGCUGGAGCGAGGGAUGAGCUGGUCCCUCAUGAAGAGAAUGAUGAUCCCUCUGCCCCUAAGAAGAAACCCCUGCCUAAUGUGUUUUCUCUGGGGGACCCUCCUCUGAAACCCAACAGGCCUCCCCAUGUUACCUUACAGAUGUUUAGGACUGAAGGUCCUGAGUUGAGCGCAGCGGGGCCUCCUCCUCCUCUUUCUCCCCACACCAGCAGUUUCCCUGCACCACUGACACCCUCCCUCCUCUCUAACUCCCCUGCAGCUAUAAUCCAGCCCAACCAGGAGGAUAGCUAUGACGACAUUGGGGUCAUGAAUCUCCCUUCACCCCUUCCCCCUGGAGGACAUCCCAACCUAAAAAUUGAGGCAGAGUUGAGUGAUGAAGAGAUGUAUGAAGACUUAGAGGAGAGAUGGAUUGAACAGGAGGCGAAAGGAUUGAAAGAAACCAACGAAGUGAAAGGGCAAGAGAAGAAGAGCGACAAAGAGGAGAAGAAACGACUAGAGCAGGAGAAGAAAAUGCAGAAAGCCAGAGAGAAGAAGGAGCAAGAGGCAAAGAAAAAGUACAAGCUCUCUGAGCCGAUUCAGGUGAUUCACAAAGCCAAGGCUCGGGUGGAAUGUAAAGGAGGAAAGACUGACCUGCCACUAACACAGGGAGAGACUAUAGAUAUCAUACGCAUCACUGACAACCCAGAGGGACGUUGGCUGGCCAGGAACAAUGAGGGAAACUAUGGCUAUGUAAGGACUGAGGCAGUAAAGGAGCAGAAGAAAGGACCCCUACCUAACCAGUCUGAGGAAAAGCCUGAGGUUUACGAUGAUGUAGGGAUCCUGGACAAUGCCUGCAGUGGGGUCAAGGUCCAACAAGCUGAAGAUGGUGAUAUCUAUGAUGAUGUGGAUGGAUCCAAUCAAAACAGAUUUCCCCCUCCACUACCUAAAGAGGGAGACGAGAUUUACGAUGACGUGGAGUCUCAGAGCUUCACUGCCCCUCCUCCUCUCAACAGUCUCCCUCAGCUGACACCUAAGGGAAAGCAGGAGGUGAUGGACCCCAAGAAGAAGAAAAAGUUUGAGAAAGAGGAAAAGGAAUUCAGGAAAAAAUUCAAGUUUGAAGGGGAGAUCCAGGUGUUAUAUGAUGUUACCAUAGAUCCUACCUUGGACAGUAAGAAAUGGGGGAAUAAAGACCUACAGUUGAAGCCAGGAGAGGUGAUCGAUGUCAUUGUGAAGCCAACAUACGGAAAACUGAUUGGCAGGAAUAGAGACGGGAAGUUUGGUUAUGUGUCCAUGGUCAAUGUUGCACAGGAUGGUGGAGAUGUUUAUGACGACAUAGGAGAAAACUGCAUUUAUGACAAUGACUGAGACUUCUGUGUCAGAAUGUACUGAGACAACCAGCACUGAAUCUGCAAUGCACACCGCAACUGGUCAUCUUUAUUUUAUCUGGUGAAAAAACAGAUGACUUAAACUGUUUAAUUGAUUGUCUUGAAAUAACUAUAGAUAAAAGUGCCUUGACUAUA
Molecule: messenger RNA, 2381 nt
Organism: Oncorhynchus keta (chum salmon)
Lineage: Eukaryota; Metazoa; Chordata; Actinopteri; Salmoniformes; Salmonidae
Product: FYN-binding protein 1-like
Exons: 18
Coding region: 187-2226 (679 amino acids)
Biological process (GO): T cell receptor signaling pathway; protein localization to plasma membrane; integrin-mediated signaling pathway
Cellular component (GO): plasma membrane
Molecular function (GO): protein binding
Source: RefSeq, a predicted model, not a curated record